Molecule: messenger RNA, 827 nt
Organism: Suillus paluster
Lineage: Eukaryota; Fungi; Basidiomycota; Agaricomycetes; Boletales; Suillaceae
Exons: 6
Coding region: 210-827 (205 amino acids)
Source: RefSeq, a predicted model, not a curated record
CAAAUCUUCCGUUACUCUCGGUGACUGAUACAGAGUAAGCUCUUAGAAAUUCUUGACUACCUUUUUGGUUCAAUAUAUUGACUACAGGUGCAAUAUUCUGUACUCCGCAAUAAGUUGCACGAAUGUGAUCCUGCCUGCCCUGCUGGGCGGUGAGUUACCCAGCUGCGAUGCCUCAGUGGUGGCUCAACUGAAACAUUGUAAAAGUCAUCAUGAUUUCUCGGUUACAUGCCAUGUAUCAGCGAUCCAGAAAGAUGCUUAUUGUUCUCAUUGCAAUCUUCCUGGCUGUCAACAUCACUUGUGCAGUGAUCGUCGCAUUGAUACUCAGGGAGAUCUCAGGGCAGGCCAUCAUCCUUUCCGGCACCUAUCAGUGCGGUUAUAGCUAUCCGGGAGAUACCGUACUUCUGAUUUCCAUGGUAUGGAUACUCAACACUGUGUGGGAGGUCUUCACACUGUUUUUUGCACUCUGGAUUGCUGUAAAACACCUCCGCGAACUACAACGAUCAUCGACAGGAUGGACCGUCGGGGACUGCUUCACGAUGUUAAUCAAAACUCAUCUAGUUUACUUUGCGAGCUUUGCUGCUGUUUCUUGCCUCCAGCUUGGUUAUCUUUCCCCAACCAUCUUGGAAUCAUCUUCUGUGGCAGUUCAGUUGUAUGGUGGUGCUCUUCAAAUUUUCAAGGUCGUGCAGAUGUUUUUACUUGGGCCACGCCUCAUCCUUAGCGUCCGAGAAUAUCACGCUAAGCUCGUAGCCGACUCUGACUCAGGAACUGCCAUGACUUCAAUUGCCUUCCAGUCGCGCGUACAUAUGUCAACUGGCAGUGGUGUGUAG